AUGGGGUUACCUGGAUCCCUAGGAGCACCUGGAAAUAAAGGAAACUCUGGUCCUAUUGGAAAUCAAGGAGAUAAAGGAAGUCCUGGAGCUCCAGGCUCCCAAGGGGCUACUGGAUUGGUUGGAGAUAGAGGUCAGCCAGGACAAAAAGGACAACCUGGACAGCCAGGAACUAUAGGAAAUAAAGGCGCUCCUGGUGCUCAAGGUUCUACGGGCGGUCCUGGGCAGUCUGGUCAAUCUGGUGAUAUUGGAUUACCUGGUUCGACUGGAGCCACUGGUCAAAUUGGUGUGCCUGGACCGUCUGGAGAAAAAGGAUUGCCUGGUAGUCCAGGUCCGCAAGGACCUAAAGGGGCUUCUGGUGCAACAGGAGCUCCAGGGCUAAAUGGUAAUUUAGGACAACAAGGUAAUAAAGGGGCACCGGGUGUUCCUGGUAGUGCUGGAUUCAUUGGAUUACCAGGUGCUCAAGGUUUCCAAGGGCAAAAAGGGCAGCCAGGAUCUCCUGGGUCAAAUGGUGCUACUGGAUCAAGUGGAUUGCCUGGUCCAAGUGGACCUCAAGGUGCCACUGGAUUUCCUGGCGUUGUUGGUGAUACUGGAUUGCCAGGAACACAAGGACAAAGAGGCUUGCAAGGGUCGCCAGGCUUGCCAGGUCCUCAAGGAUCUCCAGGUUUGCAAGGAUCUCCAGGAGAUCAAGGCUUUCCAGGACCAAAUGGAGCAAUGGGUUUAAUUGGACUUCCCGGUGUCCAAGGUGUUAUGGGAGAUAAAGGAACUCCUGGUCCUAUUGGUCCUUCGGGUAUCAGAGGUUUACCAGGGCCUAGAGGCGAUACAGGAGCUCCUGGACCAAAUGGUCAGCAAGGUUCUCCUGGACAACAAGGACCUCAGGGUCAACCUGGGGAUACCGGGGAUCCCGGAUCAGCUGGACCCACUGGAAACCCAGGUAUUUUUAGUUAUUUUUUGUUAACUUUUUCACUAUUUAUUAAACUAGUUUAA
Helobdella robusta is the source of this 984-nucleotide messenger RNA. RefSeq lists its product as hypothetical. The transcript has a single exon. Bases 1 to 984 code for a protein of 327 amino acids. The record is from RefSeq and is a predicted model, not a curated record. NCBI's taxonomy places the organism in Eukaryota, Metazoa, Annelida, Clitellata, Rhynchobdellida, Glossiphoniidae.